This is a messenger RNA of Chlorella variabilis, 5277 nucleotides long. RefSeq lists its product as hypothetical. The coding region runs from base 1 to 5277 and encodes 1758 amino acids. NCBI's taxonomy places the organism in Eukaryota, Viridiplantae, Chlorophyta, Trebouxiophyceae, Chlorellales, Chlorellaceae. The record is from RefSeq and is a predicted model, not a curated record. Gene Ontology annotation, molecular function: microtubule motor activity. Gene Ontology annotation, biological process: mitotic spindle organization; microtubule-based movement. The transcript has 17 exons.
AUGGAGAACCGAGAAAAUGAUGCCGAUGGAUUUGUUAGUGCGGCCGACUUCUUCCGGCAGCAGCACCCGCCGCCCGUCGCUUGUGGCGGCGGAAAGGAUGACCUCGUGCAGCGCAAGCCGCCGCGGGAGUCGCUCCUGGUGGUUGCCCGCAACUCCCAAGUCAAAAACAAGAUCAGCACCUUUGACAGGCAGCACCAGCACCAGCACGGUGGAAGCAGCGGCGCGCCGGCCUUCAGCCGCCCCGCAGCGCCGCCGCCCGGCCGGCCGGCCGGCGGCGCCGGCUUGAGGCCGGCAGCGGGGCCUCCACUGCCGCGGCGCACUGCUGCCGCGCCCGCUCUGGGCGCCAUCGCCGAAGAGGCGGCCAGCUUGGCAGCCGGGCGCGCUCCGCCGCGCCGCCAUGCAGCCGUGGUGAGCACCGUGACGGGCGCGCCGGCCCGGCGGCACGUCGCACUGGUGGGAACCAACACCCCCGCGCCGCCGCCGCCCGUGGCGCUGCCCUCGCCCGGCACCAAGCAGCAGGUGGCGGAGAAGCAGCACCAGGCCCGCUUCCCAAGCAUCAUGUUCCACCCGCCGCAGCCGGCGGCGCCAGCCCGUGCGCCGCUGCCAGGCGGCGUUGCCGUGCUGCCGCCAGGGCCGGCGCCUGCUGCGGUGCAGCAGCAGCAGCAGGCAUGGCAGGACGAGGUGACCCCGCAGCCGCGGCCGCUACCCGCGGUGCUGGCGCCGGUGCUCCGCUCCUCGCUGUCGCCCCCCCAGCGCCAGCCACAGUGGCAGCACGAGGAGGAGGCGGCUGUGCCGGCGCCAGCUGUCAAUGCUCCACUGGCGGCGGCAGCGGCCGUCCCGGCGGGGACAGAUUCGGAAGAGGAGCAUUUCGUUGAUGCCGACAGCGGCGGCGCGCCGUCGAAUGAGGGCAGCGGAGUGUGGGCCGAUGCCCGCGAGGCGGCGCUGCCCCACCCUGCCGCCGUCGGCAACGUGGUGAUCGAGGAUGAGGAGGGCGGCAGUGAUGCGGCCAGCGUGGCUUCUGAUGCCAGCACGGUUGUGCCUGAUCGCGAGCACGAUCAGAUGCUGGGCGAUGACGAGCAACAGGGUCGGCGCUGGGUGGAGGAGGCGGGGGACGAGCCAGCGGCCCUUCCCGACCCCGCGGCCGCCGCAGCCCCGGAGCCUGAACUCUGCGACUCGCCGCUGCUGGCAGGCGAGGCAGCGGGGCAGCAGGGAGCGGCGCCGCGGCUGGCAGCAGGGCCCACUGCCGCCAGCGACGUGUUUCAGUCGGCCUGCAGCCAGCUGCCUGCGCUGGAUGGCAGCCUGGAGGGCCCUCUGUUUGGGUGCCCACCGCCCCGUCGCACCAGCCUGUCUCCCGCGCUGUCGGGAGGCAGCCGCCGCAGCAGCCUGGCGGGUGCGCCGCUGGCUGGGGCUGGUGCGGCAGCUGGCGAGGUGGAGAGCCUGCGGGACAGCCUGACGAGCGGCAUCGCUCACGCAGCUGCCGAGGAGGCCGCCCUGGCAGCCGCGGUCGCAGCGGCGGCGUUUGGAGAGCAGCAGGAGCACCAGCAGCAGGCGCCGUCAUCGCCUCCUGCACCCAAGCCGGAGGCUCAGCCCGCGCGGAGCGCUUCCGUCGGCGUCCCUGCCACAGCAGCGGUGGCAGAUGCGGCGGCGGGGGAGGUGGUGGAGGGCGGCGGCGGCCUGGCGCCUCUGUCGGAGGCCAGCCGUGCCAGCGUGGCUUCAAAUUCCAGCGCCACUGCCGCCCCCUCCCUCAACAUUGAGUUCUCUGAGGCCAGCCUGCGUUACUCUGCGGAGCGCCUGUUCCAGGAGCAGCCGGCGGCGGCAGAGGCAGCGCUCCCCCCGGCCGCGGCCGCCACCCCGCAGCAGCUGCGGCUCAGCCUGCAGGGCGCUGCCAGCCCCGCCGCGCCGGCAAACACCCCCGCCUCCCCCAGACUGGGCGGUGCCGCGACUGGGGGCCUCCUGGCACCGGGGCGGCACAGCCUGCCGGUGGGUGCGUCUGCAGUGGCAGAGGCGAUUGAGCAGGCGGCUACUGCCUCUACUGACGGCGCCAGUGAGGCCGGCACUGAGGCGGUGGGCCGCAGGGCCAGCGCGGCUGCUGCGCAGCCGGCACCAGCGGAUGCUGAAGGCCGCAGGGUCAGCCUUGCAGAAGCGGCAGCCGCUUAUAGCCCUGCGGCGGCAUCCCCAGCGGUGGUGGCGGCGCCCAUGGUGGCACCUUCUCCCGUGCCGGCCACGCCCUAUGCCGCCACAGAGUACGAUGGCGAGGAUGUGGUGAUGAUGGAUAUUGACUUCACGCCGAGGCCUACCACAGGCCGCAGGGCGCUUCCCGGCAGCAGCCGCUUCCAGCUCGAGGCCCACACUUCUGCCAGCCACACCCAGGCAGGCGCCGGCCUGGCCCCCGCUGCCCCAGCAGAUGGGCGGGCACCCACCCCGGCCGCAGCGCGGCAGCCCAGCUUGCCGUCCCCGAGCAUGGCAGAGGAAAAUGAGGCAGUGGCAGAGCUACAGGAGCAGGCCCCUGCUGCCGUGGAGGCAGCACCGUCAGCAGAGGAGGCGGAGCAGCCUGGAGCUGCAGUGCAACAGGACAUAGCCCCAGCAGAGGAAGAGCCGGUGCAGCCAGCAGCAGAGCAAGGGAGCAACAGCGGCGACACGGCUCCCAUCCUUCCGCAGCUGCCUGUGCAUGACGCGGCGGCGCGGAGGGGGCGCGCCGGGCGCCUCAGCAUGCCAGCCAAUUGGCAGGCAGCUGGCGGCGCGGACCGCGGAAGCAGGGCCAGCCGCCUCAGCCUGCCGUCUGGAAUGGUGGGCGGCGAGGAAGCGCUCGCCUUUGCACCCCGGCCCAAGCUGGCAUCCUCGCCGCUGCAUGGUGCGGCACCUGCGGCAGAGCCGGCACCGCAGCCUGAAACCCAGGAAGCCACGCAGCAGGCUGAGGCGCAGCAGCAGCAGGCUGCGCAGCAGGAGCAGGCUGCGCAGGAGGAGCAGGCGGCUGGCCAGCUGGCGGCAGCUGCUGAGAAGGAGGCUGAUGGGGGUGCCGACGUGGAGCCGCCGCAGUUUGCCGGGCGGGCCCGACUGGCAGCCGAAGAUGCCGAGCUCCCGGCCGACAUUGGGGCAAUCGCUGCUGAGGAGCAGCCCGUGGCAUUUCAGACAGCUUUGGCAGCGGAGCAGCCGCCCACCGCUGCAGAUGCGCAGGCGCCUGCCGCUGGCGCCGCCGCUGAGCAGGCGGCGGCGCCGAGCGUCGGCCAGCAGCCAGCAGAGGCAGCUGAGCUGGGCUUGGCGGGUGGAAAGGAGGAGGAGGAGGAGGCGCUGGCGGCGGCAGCCUUUGCAGCCAAGCCCAAGCUGGCCAUGUCGCCAGCGCUGUCCUCGGGGCCGGCCCAGAGCGUGCGCAGCAGCUUGUCGGGUGCACCCCGCAGCCGCCGUGCCUCUGAUGCCAGCAGCGGCGCGUGCGGCAGCCUCCCUGGGGCAGCCGACGACAGGCGCGGCAGCCACCUGGCAGCAGCUGUACCAGAUCUGGCCGUUGCCGCUGUCUUUGCUGCCCGUCCAGUGUCGGCCAUAUCGCCGGCUGGUUCCAGCGGGAGCGUGGGCCGCUCCCCUGCGGCAGCCGAGGAGGAGCAGCGGCAGCAGGAGGAGCAGGGGGAGCAGCAGCAGGGGGCGGAUACGGCGGUACAGGAUCGAGCAGGACAGCCAGCCGGGCGCCUCCCCUCCCCUGCUAUGUCCUCCAACCCUCUGGCAGGCGCAGGCGACACCCCCGCUGCUGCAAGCAGCCAGCGGGUCGGCCACUCCCCGGCCCCCAGCGGGCUGUCGGCGGGCGCUCUCAGCAACAACCCAAUGUACGCGGGCACCCCCUCCCACCCCACCCCUCCAUCUGUCAACCUCAAGAGCUUCUCCGGCCGUGCCAGCAUGGGAGCCAGCGGCGGCAGCACCCCGGCCUCUGUGGGCAUGCAGCUGGCUGAGCAGAUGCACCAAGUGGCGGAGCAGCUGCAGGUCCCCGCGGCUCCCGCGGGGCUGGCGGCGCUGGCCACACCCGGCGCUGCCCGGCUGGCCGCCGCGGCCGGCACCCCUGCCACUGGGCGCUUCCAGUUUGCCGCUGAUGUGGAGGCCAUGAUUCAGGCCCUGGAUGCCCGCACCCCAGCCACCGCGCUGGGCCAGCAGCCCGCGCUGGGGCGGUCGGCGGCUGGGGCGACGACCGUGCGGCGCGCCGGGGGCGCCCGCCUGCCGCGCCUGUCCUUUGCCGCGGGCCCCGCCACGCUUCUGGACCUGGAUAGCUACGAUGCCAACGGGGAGCGCAGCACCCAGGAAGGCCCCACACCGCUCCUGCGGCACCACCUGCUGGGACUCACGCCUCCAGCAGCCGCGGCCGCCGGCACCAGCGGAGGGCCGCGGGGCGCGGGCGCUGCCGGUGCAGCCGUCACCCCGGCUGAGGUCAGGGCUCUGCGGGAGGAGGUGGCAUCGCUUCGGCUACAGCUGUCUGAGUCGAACGCGCAGCGCGAGGAGGUUGUGGGGCUGCUGGGCGGCUACCAGAGCAGCAUCCGCGAGCUGCAGGACCAGCACUCGGCCAUGGUGGUGCGGCUGCAGGGCGAGGCGGCGGCGCUCAAGGCAGAGAGGGACGACCUGCGGCGGGCGCAUGCCGGCGUGGACUCCCAGUUCCGCACGCUGUACGGCGACAAGUAUGUGCCGCUCAAGGCGGAGGCUGCGGGGCUGCGGGAUGAGGUGGCGGCGCUGCAGAAGCGGGUGGUCGCUGAGGAGCUGCGGGCGCACAAGGCUGCCAGAGAGGCGGCCGCCACGCGGCAGGACCUGGCGGCGGCUGUGGAGCGGGCUGAGCGGUACAAGGCCGGCAUGCUGGAGCAGCAGGGCGAGGCGGCGGCGGCGCGCGAGGCGGAGCAGCGCCUGCAGCAGCAGCUGGCGGGCGAGCAGCGGCGCACCGAAAAGGCGGUGGCAGCAAAGGAGGCAGAGCUGGGCGAGCUGCGGGCGAGGUACGAGGGUGUGACCAAGCAGUACGAUGAGGCGGUGCAUCGCAUCAACCUAGCCAAGCAGGCCCGCGAGCGAGCUCAGUCUGAGGUGCAGCGCAAGGAGGAGGAGGUGGUGGCGCUGGAGGUGCGGCUCAAGGAGUAUGAGGGGGCACUGCGGGAGUACAAGCGUGAGAAUGGAAAGUUCUUCGAGAUGAAGGAGCGGUACAAGACAACCAUCGCUGGGCUGGAGAAGGACGUGCAGGCCAAGGAGAAGGACAAGCAGCAGCUGCUGGAGAUGUGCAACGAGCUGGUCACGCGCCUUGAGCGGGAGGGGCUGUCAGUCUGA